Molecule: messenger RNA, 6934 nt
Organism: Meriones unguiculatus (Mongolian gerbil)
Lineage: Eukaryota; Metazoa; Chordata; Mammalia; Rodentia; Muridae
Gene: St6galnac1
Product: ST6 N-acetylgalactosaminide alpha-2,6-sialyltransferase 1
Exons: 9
Coding region: 17-1711 (564 amino acids)
Molecular function (GO): alpha-N-acetylgalactosaminide alpha-2,6-sialyltransferase activity
Source: RefSeq, a predicted model, not a curated record
GCUAUGUGUCUGCUACAUGAAGAGACUGGCUCUUACCAUACAUGCUUUUAGAGACCAGCCCGUCACCAUGAAGACCUGCUGUGGCCCGUUGCAUCCCCGGUGUCAAAUUGUCCUGUUUCUGACUGUGUUGACCAUGCUCUUCCUUCUGUCCUCUUUUAUUAAGGAGCCAAGCACAAAGCCCUCCAGGUAUCAGUCUAUAAAGAUCAACGAAAAACGUUCCCAGGAGAUGGUACCAAAGGCCGCACACCACCAACCCAUCAUGGCACUACUACCCGGCAUUCAAGAGAAGGGGACUACCUCGGUCAGGAGAGAGGGGCUGGGCCUGCAGAGUCAGGACAGAGAGGCAGCCAGAUCGGGAGAGGCAAAGAGGGAGACCAUGAGGACAGCAUCAAGGGAGCAUCAGAGCAAGUCGGAGCCUACAGCAAAGAUGCUUGCUCCAGAACGGAGCAGCAAAAGAGCGACAGUUACAGGAGCGCUGCCAACAGGGCUGAGAAAGAGACCACCAGCCACAGGAGCUGUCCCAGCCAGGGAGAAGGUGGCCCAGGCCCCCCCUUCCCGUGCUUCUUUACCGGCCACAGGAGCUGUCCCAGCCAGGGAGAAGGCGGCCCAGGCCCCCCCUUCCCGUGCUUCUUUUCCACACCCCACCACAAAAAGAAGCCAAAGGCUGAAGGCCUCUGACUUCAAGUCUGAGCCUCGGUGGGAUUUUGAGGAAGAAUAUAGCUCGGAUGGGGGAGACCUGCAGACGACAUGCCCUGACUCUUUGAAAGUCAGGGCCUCCAAGUCACCAUGGCUACAGAAUAUCUUUCUGCCCAACAUCACUCUCUUCCUGGACUCGGAACACUUCAGCCAGAGUGAGUGGGACCGCCUAGAGCACUUCGGGCCACCCUUCGGCUUCAUGGAGCUCAACCAGUCCUUGGUCCAGAAGGUCGUGAGCCGAUUCCCGCGGGUACCCCAUCAGCAGCUGCUCCUGGCCAGCCUCGACCCCGGGAAGCCCAGGUGCAUAACCUGUGCCGUGGUGGGCAACGGGGGCAUCCUGAAUGACUCACGCGUGGGCCAGGACAUCGACAGCCACGACUACGUUUUCCGACUGAGCGGAGCGGUUACUAAAGGAUAUGAACGGGAUGUGGGGACCCGGACAUCCUUCUACGGCUUCACUGCCUUCUCCCUGGUCCAGUCUAUCCUCACAUUGGGUCGUCAAGGUUUCCAGCACGUGCCUCUGGGGAAGGACGUCCGAUACCUGCACUUCCUGGAAGGCACGCGGGACUACGAGUGGCUGGAAGCGAUGUUUCUGAAUCAGACCAUGGCAAAAACCAAACUCUCCUGGUUCAGGCACAGGCCCCAGGAAGCCUUUCGGGACGCCCUGGACUUGAAUAGAUACUUGCUGCUCCACCCAGACUUUCUCCGCUACAUGAAGAACAGGUUUCUGAGGUCAAAGGCGCUGGACACUGUGCACUGGAGAAUAUACCGCCCCACCACGGGUGCCCUCCUGCUGCUUACGGCCCUUCAUCUCUGUGACAAGGUGAGUGCCUAUGGCUUCAUCACCCAGGGCCACGAGCGCUUCUCCGAUCACUACUAUGACAAAACGUGGAAAAAGCUCAUCUUUUACAUAAACCAUGACUUCAAGUUGGAGAGAACGGUCUGGAAGCAGCUGCACGACGAAGGUAUCAUCUGGCUGUACCAGCGCCCACAAAGUACCAAAGCGGAGAGCUGACCAGAGGCCAGGCUUCAGGGGCCCCUCCCUCCCUCCCUCCCGGCCCGGGGUGUAAGGGUUCCUCAAAUGCCCCUACCCAGCUCCCGGGACGCAGACCUGCUCCGAGCCCUUCGACAGUCUCAAGGAACAGCUGUGCCGUGACAGGGUUUGGAGUCCUUUGGAAAAUCACUACGGGCUCCGGUAACUUCUUGCUCAAAUCCCAUGCUUCGUCCUCAGUUCACCUUAUUUAACUUUUCAAACUCUGUCUUCAGGAUUUUGGACUUUGGGAUGAAAAACAAACAAACAAACAAACAAAACACUAAGUGUUGAAAACAAUGCCCAGAAAGGUACCAAGGGCCUACAAUUGCUCAGAUACUGCAGUAGCGGCUUUCGCCGGCAGGGGCGGCAGCUGGGCGCCCGAGCGCGGAUUGGCUCCGCUUGGAGAUGGGAAGAGGAAUCUCGGCUCCUGCUUUGCAGUGCUUGGCAGGGUCGGGGCUUCUGCAGAAUCGGGCCGUCCCAGCACUCCGAAGCAAGAAGCUGGUGGAGGCCUGAGCAGGAUGAAGUUCCCGAAAGUGAUGCAGCUGUGAGGGCAGCCUGAAAUGCGGCCAGGCAGGGCACACAGGAUGCCCCGCGAUGGCCAGGGAGGCUGACUGAAGGUGCCCGGCCCAGGAGGCGCCCUUUCCCUGUGUCCUGUUCUGGACAGCUCUGGGACUAGCAGGCAGUGUUGGUGCCGGGUGCUGCAGCAACCACCCUGGAAGGUGACACUUCCUGGUCUGGAGAGCGAGCUGCUGCGUCGGCCCUUCACGGCCCAUCACCACAGCGUCCACGUUCAGUCAGAGCAGGAGAGAAAGCAACACGGGUGCAGGGAGGUCCUUCGCCCAAGUCGGGCCCACAUCCCAAGCUGGCCCCAAGUCAGCUCUGCCUAGCUGAGCCUCGUUUUGUGGCUUCACUCUGCCUACCUCAUAGAACAUGAUCCCCUCUGGAGGAAGCAGGCCGUAGAAUUAGAAAAGACAGGUUUAGUGGUGCAAGCUUGCCCCAUAGGUACAACUCCCAGGUUCCAGCCCAUUACUAAAAGGGAAAAAACUUAAACAUCAUCAUCGCCACUGAGAUGGCUCAGGGGAUAAGAGCACACUGCUCCACCAGAAGACCUGGGUUUGGAUCCCAGCACUUACGUUAGGCAGCCCACAACUGCCUAUAGCUCCAGUCCCAGGGGCCCCAUUGCCUUCUUCUGGACUUGGCGGCACGUGCCCUCAUGCACAUACCCACACAGGGGCACUCAUAGACACCUAACUUAAACAUAAAAAUAAACCUUAUGUAAUAAGUAGAGCUAUUAGCACCAUAAGAAUCCCCAAACCAGCCAGGUGGUGGUGGCUUACGCCUUUGGUCCCAGAGCUCAAGAGGCAGAGGCAGGCAGAUCUCUGAGUUCAAGGUCAGCCUACUCACAGAGCAAGUUCUAGGACAGCCAAGGCUGCACAGAGAGCCCUGUCUCACAAACAAACAAACGGAAUCAGAAAACCUUAAAGCAGCAUGCAAAGAUGAUGUGGUCGGACGUCUCAUAGGUUUGGUACUGGUAAUGUGCUGGUGCUUCAUGUCAGCUCGACUAAGCUAGAGUCAUCUGAGAAGAGGGAGCCUCAGCUGAAGAAACCCUAAGAUCGGGCUGCAAGGAAGCCUACAGGGCAUUUCUUAAUCAGUGAUUGAUGCGGGAGGACUCAGCCCAUUGGGGGUGGGGCUACCCCUGAGCUGGUGGUUCUGGGGUUCUGUUAGAAAGCAGCCUGCGCAAGUCCUGUGGAGCAAGCCAGUCAGCGGCACCCCUCCAUGACCUCUGCAUCAGCUCCUGCCUGCAGGUUCCUGCCCUGCUUGAGUUCCUGUCCCGACUUCUUCAGUGAUGAGUAGUGUGUGGAAGUGUAAGCCAAGUAUAAACCCUUCCUUUCCCAAGUUGCUUUGGUCAUGCUAAAUACCAAUGCAAUAGUAGCCACCGACUAAGGUGGCUGCUAUCCAGGGCCUGGAGAGAUGGCUCAGUGUUUAAGAGCACUGGAUGCUCUUCCAGAAGGCCUGGGUUUGAUUCUCAGCACACACCUGGAAGUUACGGACAUCUAUAACUCUGGUUCUAGGAGAUGCAAUUCCCACCUCCAGCCUCCAAUCAAGUAAAGAACUGUCUUUUGUUCCUGGAAAAGAUGACUCAAUACAAUAAAUCUGUCUGUCUCCCCUCCCCCCACACACACACUAAUUUACAUGCAGAGUGUAAGUCUAGUAAAAACAGUGAAAUAGGUUUUAUUUUUUUUUCCUAGAUUGCAAAUUGUCACUAAAUUGACCAUAGACGAAUAAACAGGUACUAACAGCCAGGAAUCUGAAAAGAGAAAACUAUCAGAUAAAUCCAAAUCUGCCCACUACUAAGACAUACAUACCAUGAAGACUUUCUAAUUCAAACAGUGCGGUCCUGAGCCAUGAAGUGACAGAAAGACAGGAAACAGAAAGUCCAGAGAGGGGUAGCCAGGCAAUCCCAGGCAGUCAGGGAACUCAUCCUGCUUACUUGGUGCUGAGGCAGAGGCAGGCAUCUGUAAGCUUGAGGCUAGCCUGGUCUACAUAACAAGUUACAGGCCAGCAGAGCUACAUAGUGAGACCUUGUCUCAAACAACCAAGUUAAACGGAGAAAGUGUGAACAUAAGGACUGAUGUGGCAUGUCUGUAAUCCCAACAGUUGGGAGGCUGAGACAGGAGUUUGUGAGUUUGAGACCAGCCUGAGCUACAGAGCAGAACUAUGUUGCACAGUGAAUCAAUCUGUAAAUAGAUGGAUAGACCGACGACAGACAGACAGAUUCAUGCAGUGAAGCAUUGGACAGCUGGACUAUUUAAGACCUAAAAUGCUACACACGGGGUUGGAGAGCUGGCUCUUCCGUUAAGAGCUCUUGCAGCUUUUGCAGAGGCCCUAGCACCAUGCUGGGUGUUCACACCUGCCUGUAGCUGCAGCUCCUGGGGAUCCAAUGGCCUCUUUUGCCCUUUGAGAGUGCAGAACACACAUGCUGCAUAUACAAACAGGCACACAAAUAAAAGUAAAUAAUUUUUAAAUUAAAAAGCUAUCCAUUUAAACAUAAAUUAAAAUACCAUAUAAAAGGGAAGAAAGUGGAGAUAGCAGGACUUAAACCCUAAUAAGUAAAAAGUACUUCCAGUUUCCUUCUGAAUCCAGUUUUUAAUCCUUUGUUUUCUGCCUUGAGACAGAGUCUUUCUGUAUAUCUCUGGAUCUCCUGAAACUCACUCUGUAGACCAGGAUGGCCUCAAAGUCACAGAGAUCCACCUGCCUCUGCCUCUGGAGUGCUGGGUUAAGGGUGUGUGCCUUAAAAACAGAUGGCUGUUUUUAAGUUCUUUUACCUCUGAGACUAAGGACCUGCAAAAGGACCCUGUGUUCCCUGGAAAACUAUGGUGUUGAGUGGUGACAUCAACAUGAACUAUGGCUUUAGAUAGAGGACGGAUAGAAUUCUAGAUGUGUGUAUUUAUAUGUGUGUAUAUUUUCAUGUGUGUAUAUUCAUAUGAUUGUGUUCAUGUGUAUAUUCAUAUGUGUGUAUAUUCAUGUAUGCACAUGAAUUUACAGACAUAUGGUUUUGUGUAUCUAGAUCUAUCACCUUGAAGCAGGAAAGGAAAGGAAGAAAAACUGGGCUGAGUAAGAAGAGAAAAGGAGACCUUUAGCCUGGCAGUGGAGGAGGACACCAUUAACCCGAGCAUUUGGGAAGCAGAGGCAAGCUGAUCUCUGUGAGUUUGAGGCCAGCCGGGUCUACAGAGUGAGUUCCAGGACAGCCAGGGCUGUCCUGUCUCAAACAAACAAACAAACAAAGUGACCCCCACUUAGAAUCCUACUGAGGCAUAGAAGAAGGGUUUUUAGCACAAUUAGGAGCUGCUGUUCCCUCACUACCAACUUUCCAUCCUACAGUGUUCUGAGAAUCUCACCAGAAGCUCCAUUCUCAGGAACGCACAUAUAGUAAGGCUGUUGUAUAACCCUAGUGGCUUCCAGUGCUAGUUUAUCAGAUUAUACAUUCAUGCAGAGCCUCUCAAGGUAAGCCUGUAAUCUCAGCUAUCAGAGAAGGAAACAGGUAGAAGAGUGGGGUUCCCAGGUGUCCACUGAGCCAUGAAAUUCCAAAAAGCCUCCAGAAUCCUGAGAUGGUCACCGCCAGGACCCUUAAAAGGAGCUCCAUUCGCACUCUUGGCUGUGUCUUUCUCCUUACCCUCAUGCUCAAGCCUAUAUUGAAAUAGGUAUUUUUUAUGAAGUGGAGGGCACGUGUGAGUGCAAGUGCCUGGGGCGACCAGAAGAGGGCGUCAGAUCCCCUGGAUCAGGAGUUACACGUGUUUGUGAGCCACCUGAUGCUUGCCCUGGGAGCAGAACUCAGGCCUUCUGCAGACUGAGCCAGCUCUCCAGUCUCUGAAAUAUCUUUAAUAAAACGUCUAACUCUGAUUUCUUCUACUAGCAGUCCAGAGAUUCCUUUCAGUGUUGAAGCCAUGAAUCCCAGUUUGGCCUGAGUAAAGGUCCUUAAAAGGCUGAGACAAUGGUUCUCAACCUUCCUACUACCAUGACCCUUUAAUACAGUUUAAUACAGUUCCUCAUGGCUGUGGUGACCCACAACCAUAAAAUCAUUUUCCUUGCUACUUCAUGACUGUGAUUUUGCUACCGUUAUGAAUCAUAUUGUAAAUAUUUUUGGAGAGAGGGGUUUGCCAGGGGGCCAUGACCCACAGGCUGAGAACCGCUGGUCUAAGCGACCUUAGGCUGUUGAGGGUGGCAGAGUGAGCCGUGUCUCUGUCAGUUCAACACAGACAAGCUUGCAGUACCUGGAAGUUAUUUAAACCAUGAAGUAUUUAUUUAGUCUGUCUGAGAUUCUGUGCUGCACAAAAUCCCACCUGAGGGCUGGGGCUGGAAGAAGCCGCCAUGCUCUUUCAGCUGACUGUGCCAAUUCUGAGCUGUUUCUGAGGCUCCAGUGCUAGCAGAACGUGAAGUCCUGGUGGGUGUGUUCCUGUCCUCCCACUUUGUUCUCCAAGGAUUAAAUUCAAUACGUUUGAGCCGUCUGAAGAGGUAACGUAAACCCAUGUCAAAACUUGCCAGUAAAGAUUAGUCCUUUAAAGAAACCAGCGAGCUGGGUGGUGAUGGCGCACGCCUUUAGUCCCAGCACUGUGGAGGCAGAGGCCGGUGGAUCGCUCUGACUUCCAGGACAGCCAGGGCCACACAGAGAACCCCUAUCUUGAAAAAUCGAAAAAUAAAAUAAAA